UAUCGAGCUCGAGAUUAUUCAAAUAAUGACUGUGUUUCUGUUUUAUCGCUAUCUUCGAUAAAAAUCUACUCUUUUCGACUCGUUGAGCCAUUAGAAGACGUAUAACCUUGAGAUUUGUUUGUUUGUUACUUUAUUACAAGUCGGGGAUUAAAUCAUAAAUCAUUUAGAGCCAUUAAAACCCUAAAGUAUAUUAAAUUUUCAAUUUUAUUUGCAAUAUUCGACGAUUUAAAUCAAUAUUUGAGUCGAAAAUCUCGAGAGUUUAAUUAAAAUGGAAAAAAAUUCAUUAGUCUACGUGACGUCAUCGGUAUGGAAGAAAGAAAACAAGAUAUCAGUUUAGGAAAUCAUCGGGAGUAAAAUGUAUUCUAGGAAGCGAGUUUUUUUAAUUUUAAUUUUUAAAUUGAAAUUUUACCAAUCACGUUCCAAAUAAAUGAUUUAAUUCGAGUAAUUAAUCGAUUAAAUUAAUUAAUUACGGAUUUAAAAUAAUUAUUAUACCGAGAUGUGUAAUUUUCCAGAACGAAUCAGUGAUUUUUGUGUACGUUGGUAACACUGCGAACCAAAACACAUGUGACUCAUUCGUUGCUAUGUUGAUUCAAGUUCGGUUUUCGCGAAUUUCUUCGUUUUGUGCCCGUUUAAUUAACUUUUUAAUUAAUUUUACGAAUUUUUAUUGCUUAAAAUUGUAUUAAAUGGAUUCUCUUUAGUCGGUAGAACACGAGGAAGGCAUUGAAUCUAUGAAAAGAGUCGUUCGAAAGCUUGGAUCGAGCUUCUUCGUCGAGUCUCAAUGGACUCAAAUUGGCAUUCUAGCGAAUAUUUCAACGAUAAUGAACGAACAGAACUCGUACAUUUGCUGGAAACCAUCACAAGCCAACUAAAGCUAAUGAAACACUUGAAAGAUGACUCAUCCAGCGUCACCGGAACCAUCUCCGAAAAAGAAUACCGAACGAUUGAUUUCACAUUGAAAUGUCUGCUAACCGUGACCGAAGAAAUUAGAACUCGAGGUACGUUCGACCUGCUCGAAGAAAUAAUCUCCAAAGAGCGUUCUAACUGUGAUCAGAUUAGAUCGAUGAAAAAACAAAUAAAAACUAGCGAACGACGUUGCGAAUAUUUGAAUAAAUGUAUUAAAGAAGACGGUCAAAGAUCAUUGAACGAGUUUCAAUUUAAAGAUAGAAUUAUUUCGGAGCAGACUAUCGAAUUGGAACGGUUGAAGCAGCAAAAUGAUGAAGAGUUGGAGUUCAAUGAGGAGUUACUUCGAGUACAGAUGGAAGAAAAUGAAUUGAAAUGUGUAUUGGAGGAGAAAAAACUCGAAGAGGAGAUUAUUCGUAUUGAUGAUGGUUUUAAACUGGAGGAGAAAGUUCACGAAGAAGUUUUAUUUUACUAUGAUAAUGAAAUAAAGCGUGUUAAUGAACUCAUUGCGUACUGGAAAGAUCGAAAUAAAGAUAUAGAAGAAAGAAAACUGCUCCUGAAAUCGUUACUAGAUAGUCAACGUGAACAACACGAAGAAUUACAGUUCUACGUUUCUCUGUUCAAGUCUCGUGAAAGUGAAAUCCAAGAAUAUUUAGAUGACAAAGACCGUCGCCGGAAAGAAAAAGAAUACGAAAUAUACCUAAACACGAUGGCAACUAAAAUACAAUCUUGGUGGCGAGGAGUUAUGGUUCGUCGAUGUCUGGGUCCAUUUAAACAUCUGUUAAAAAUCAAGAACGCCAAGAAGAGGAAAAUGAGUCUGAAAAAGGUUACUAGAAAAUAAUUUAUACUUAGUAUUUUUGUUAUGGGGUUUUAUUUAAGUUGUGUUUAUGUUUAUCUGUGAGAUAUUACAAUUUACAAUGAUCAUGAUCGUAUCGACCAAGCUGACGAUAAUGACGUGACGAUAACGAUACUAGUGCAAAAAUAUCUAUAAAUUACGAUGAAUUAUGUGUGAUAUGAUAUUACUGGUGACGGUAUAUGCUUUUUAUAUAGUGUUGAUGGUGAUGGAUUUUUACGCUGAUUAGUUAAUAUGUACUUUUAUGAAUUUUGAAUAUUUCAAUAUUGCUAUAAAUGUGUACGAAAGAGUCGUUUUGAGAAACGAUUCCAUUUUUAUAAGACUGAUAAUAUGGCACUAUAAGUUCAUAAUUUAAGAUAUUCCUAUAUGGUAAUAUUAUCCAUACUGAGUAUCAUUCAUUAAUAAGAUGUUCAGCAUCAUCGCACUAUAUUGUUCUGAGCACGUACUUAUAUAAGAUGUUUUAUCAUCUUGGAAUUUACGAGAGAAAUAAAUAAAUCUGUUUACAUUUUUAGUA
Molecule: messenger RNA, 2267 nt
Organism: Planococcus citri (citrus mealybug)
Lineage: Eukaryota; Metazoa; Arthropoda; Insecta; Hemiptera; Pseudococcidae
Product: dynein regulatory complex protein 9
Exons: 6
Coding region: 779-1741 (320 amino acids)
Biological process (GO): cilium organization
Cellular component (GO): motile cilium; cytoplasm
Molecular function (GO): protein binding
Source: RefSeq, a predicted model, not a curated record